AAAUAAAAUAAUCUUUCUUAGAGCUUGAGGAAACAUACUUGGCAAGUUUUGUGAACCUGAAGGUUUUGCAGAAGUAUCCUUGAUGUUCCAGAAAAAGAACGUAGAAGGACUGGAAGAUUACCAUCCAGGUCCAAGGACGUAUUCAUAAAGUCUCAGGAAGACAGGAGAGCUUUAACUCUCGCUCCCUGGCCAUGCAAGCCCAAAAGAAGAUCCUGAGCAAGAUGGCGACCAUGGCGGUGGCCAACAUGCUCACGGACGACACCAGCAGUGAGAUCCUGGACGAGCUUUACAAAGCGACCCGGGAGUUCACCAAGAGCAAGAAGGAAGCGCACAAGAUCAUCAAGGACGUGAUCAAGAUUGCCCUGAAGAUUGGCAUCUUGUACCGCAACCACCAGUUCAGUCCCGACGAGCUGGACACCGUGGAGCGCUUCAAGAAGAAGAUGAACCAGGCGGCCAUGACGGCGGUGUCGUUUUACGAGGUGGAAUAUACCUUUGACAGGAAUAUCCUGGCGGAGCUCCUGCUGGAGUGCAGGGACCUGCUUCACACCCUGGUGGAGGGGCACCUGACCGCGCGCUCACACGCACGCAUCGACCACGUUUUCAACCAUUUUUCCAACGGGGAUUUCCUGGCGGAGCUGUACGGGGACGGAGAGGAGUACAGACUCUCUCUAAGGAAGAUCUGCAACGGCAUCAACAAACUGCUGGACGAAGGAACGCUUUAACCUCUCACACCUCCGCUGCUCCUUCUCUACUCGCUCCUCUCCCUGCCGGUGUCUCCUGCCUCCCGUUUCUUUUUCACCUGCCACUCCUGACAGCAAACACCCUGCCUCUUCCUUAUGUCUCUCGUCUUCCUGUUUCUUCCCCAUCCAUUUACAUGGAGGUUGUUGUAACAUCCUGCUACUGUGGGCUAGUAAGGGAUUUCUUGUUUCAUCCCCUCUCCCCCUUUUAGACUGUCUCUCCCCUCAGUGGAUCAUUGCUGCAAACCAGGACACCGUGUUUCACAAUAUACGCAUUAUACAUUCCUUUUGUGUGCUAAAGUUGUACUGUACCAACAGCCAAAUGAAAUACUGUAGUAGAGUGGAUUUGGAAGAUAAUCAGUGGUAGUAAUCAGUCUCUGUGUACUCUGAGUGUGUUCAAAAGUACGCGAUGCGCUUGAGUAACGUUGCGUACUGUGUCAUGGUAUGUUUGUUAUGAGUCCGUGUCAAUCUUCUCAAAAAGGGUGAUAACACUUGUCUUUUAUUAAAGAUUUCUUUGAAUCAA
This is a messenger RNA of Poeciliopsis prolifica (blackstripe livebearer), 1260 nucleotides long. It is a transcript of the gene tnfaip8l3, whose product is annotated as tumor necrosis factor, alpha-induced protein 8-like 3. The transcript has 2 exons. Gene Ontology annotation, cellular component: cytoplasm. The record is from RefSeq and is a predicted model, not a curated record. Gene Ontology annotation, biological process: regulation of apoptotic process. Bases 192 to 722 code for a protein of 176 amino acids. NCBI's taxonomy places the organism in Eukaryota, Metazoa, Chordata, Actinopteri, Cyprinodontiformes, Poeciliidae.